AGCGAGAGUUGUCAGUCAAGUUUCGACCAUCGCGAAGACCACAUUUUCAAAUUUGACGGGUGAAAAAAGUGCGCGCGCGCAAUUAUGAAUCAAGCUCCAGUUUCCUGUAUUCCAAAUACAAGUAAAAUGUCGAAAACAAAAAAGGUCUUGGAAGAGUCUCGGGAAAUCCAAAAUCCCGAGCUAGAUUUAGCUGACAAGGGUAUAGCGACGUUCGAGGAAAUGCCUGGAUUACUAAACAUGCUGUAUAUCACCAGACUUACGUUAAGUCACAAUAAAAUAAAAAAUGUACCACCAGGUUUGGCGAAUCUUGUUAAUUUAGAAAUAUUGACUCUUGCUAAUAAUCAUCUGGAGGAGCUGCCCUUAUCCUUAUCAUCGAUGCCAAAGUUGCGCAUAUUAAAUUUAUCAUUUAAUCGUCUCUAUGGCUUGCCGAGAGGAUUUGGCGCAUUUCCUAUGCUUGAAGUUUUAGACUUAACUUACAACAACUUGAGCGAAAAAACUUUGCCAGGGAAUUUUUUUAUGAUGGAAACGUUGCGUGCUUUAUACAUGGGGGAUAAUGAUUUUGAGUAUUUAUCGUCUGACAUAGGAAAUCUGAAGAAUUUACAAAUUCUGGUUUUACGUGAAAAUGACUUAAUUGAGUUGCCGAAAGAAAUUGGUGAAUUAACACGUUUAAGGGAAUUUAAUGUGCAAGGAAAUCGCCUUACAAUUUUACCACCAGAAAUUGGCAAUCUCGACAUGAUUAGUAAUAAAUCGGUGUUUAGGCUGGAUGGAAAUGAGUGGGUUACACCAAUUGCUGAUCAACUGCAAGUCGGCAUCAGUCACUUAAUGGACUAUCUUCGCAGCGAGACUUAUCGAAUACUGUAUAGCCGUUAUUUGACAAACAAACCAGAAAUUCCACCACCCUGUAUCGACAAAGCUAAGAAGAUCUCUAGAAUACGCUAAUUAAAGUUCAACGAGAUUGGCAUAAUUAAAAGUCUAUUUGUCUUUGCUGCCCGGUUGAAGAUAAUCAAGUGCCUCCAUAAUAUACUGCCAUAUAUCAGAGUUAUUAUUAAUAUAUAAUGUAUGAAACUUAUAACAUUGUUAAGCUUAUUAAAUAAAUAUUGUAAUCAUUGA
Messenger RNA from Photinus pyralis (common eastern firefly), 1110 nucleotides. RefSeq names its product ras suppressor protein 1 (gene ics). Lineage: Eukaryota; Metazoa; Arthropoda; Insecta; Coleoptera; Lampyridae. The record is from RefSeq and is a predicted model, not a curated record. Gene Ontology annotation, molecular function: protein binding. The transcript is spliced from 6 exons. The coding region runs from base 85 to 939 and encodes 284 amino acids.